This is a messenger RNA of Cylicocyclus nassatus, 2799 nucleotides long. NCBI's taxonomy places the organism in Eukaryota, Metazoa, Nematoda, Chromadorea, Rhabditida, Strongylidae. The record is from the annotation of a GenBank genome assembly.
AUGAAAUAUGGUUAUAAUGUUGACGAUGCUGUCAACACUCCUAUAAAACGAAGGAGAAAACAUGAGUUUAUCAUCAAUGCACUCAACUGGGCAUUCUCAGAGCUACCACUCAACCCUAAGGCUGAUAAGGUAUUCUCUAAGAACCGCAGAGUCCAGCUAAAGCCAGGACACUAUCGCUGGAACCUAGUUGAUAAGAAGGAAUUUCGUAGGUUAACGAACAUUCCAUCAUUCAACCUAUGGACAUCCACAGGUGGCGAUUUAUGUCCAUUAAAGGUAUGUGCUGUAUCACCAGAAGAAUUGUACGCAAAGGGCAUCCCUGAACUUAUGAAGCCAGGAAAGCCUUGCUACUACGCUAUUGAGCAAGAAGAUGAUGAUAUUUAUUUAGUAUUCGACAGACCAAUCGAUGUGCCUGUCAUUAUCCAAUAUGUUGGAUACGGUUUCCCUAAGCUAGUAAAGUCUAUGGAUGACGAGAUUCGUAUUUCAGCAGUUGUAGAAAAUGCACUCCUCGAAAUUAUGCGUGUUGUAUGGUAUCGUGAAGCAGAUGAUUUAUCAUUUGCUGGUUCUGCAUACGACUACUUAGACAACAAGGUGCCAGGCUACUAUGCGAAUAAUAAGCUCUACAAAGAUGCUUAUACUCGUACUGACUGGCAGUCUAGAACUUCUCGCCGCAUCCAUGACGGCUUUAAUUUACAAGUGAAUUAUGGUCUCGACACAACAUCAGAUGAUGUAAACUCGUCACCAUAUUCAUCACCUUAUUAUAUAAACGGGAGAUACAAUUCCGACAACCUCGUUACUCAACGUGCGAACUCAGCAUCCGUUCAGGGUAUUAAGUUCUUGUUGUCAAAACAUGAUGAAACAGUUGAUUUUACCGAGAGCGACAUUCAAACAUACCUCCAACUCUGGCAAGGCAAGCAAGUCAAGUUUAAGAUUCCGUAUGCUGGCAAGUUGGUUGGAAACACUAUUACUAUUCGUAAUACUGAUGGCUGUACUGGUAUUCUCAGUAUUUAUAUAUCUGCUUCCGACAACGGUCGUACUUUAAUGGAAACAGCUGUAGACCUAUGUAAGGUAUCUACUGAUAAGUUUGAACAUAUUGAGCUACGUGGCAUCACUCCAGUAUCAGUUGAUGCUAACCCACGUGGAGAGCUAUUCGUCCGUAUGGAAAUAUGGGAUGAAGUAUCAAAGGAAAGAAGUGCUAACCCAUUCAAUACUGGAAAGAAGAUUGAUAUAGCAGCAACUGGUAUAGAUAACCAUUAUGAAUGUGUAUAUCAACUUCGUGACAAGAACGUACCAGUUGUAAAAGAAGAUUAUGACUAUGUUCGUAAGCCUUCUCGUCCGUUACUUGGUCUUAUAUAUAAUAACUGGACAAUGAUUCCAGUAGACCGUAUUAGUAACGAGAAAACUGGAGCUACUGUGUCAGAUGCAGGGUAUCGCUAUGACAUCAUGUGUGCAAAAAGCCCAACUCAAACUGAGAUGCUUAUUUACGAUAAAGAAAUGAACCGCUUUGUUGAGAAUACUUCGAUUCGUGUAGAUGGUCGUGCAAAGGCAAUUCAGAUUGCUCAAGUAGUUGCUCCAUCAGAUGAAAAGCUCAACUAUGUUUAUUACGUUGACGGUUUCUCACCGCUACAGCGAUUCAAGAUCGGCGAGUGGGCGAGCGAGGAGGUUGUUGAUAGUGAAGCUGGUCCUGUACUUGGUCCGAGCUUUAUCAUCCAUCACAACAACCGUCUAUACAUCGGUGGAUUCUUAAAUGAUAAGAACUUGUGGCAGUGCUCAGCUAUUUCAUCUGCUGGACCAGAAUAUACAAAGUUCCCAUACAGAUUCUACACACCUAAUAACUCACCAUAUGCAACGACAACAAAUAACCCUACUGCAGUAGUAGAGUAUACAUCAGACCAAUUGAUGUUCUUAGGUAAUAACUUCGCAUCAUUAUUCACAACUAAUGUUGCACUAGAAGAUGGCACUGGAAGUGCUGGUACACCAGUACAAACAUCCAUCUAUUCAGAUGCUAUCGGAGUACGCAGUCAAGGUGAUGUUGUAAACUAUAAAGGCUCUAUCUAUUCGUUUGACGAGAGAGAAGGUCUACGUCAAUACAACGGUGCUAAAUGGAUGAAACUAUCUGGCACGACAAUUGAUAGCUACUUUGAUAGAGUUGAUAUGACAAAGCCACGUAAGCUAUGGGGUUCAAAUAAUAAACUCUUCUUUAACUACACAGAUAAGGUAGACGGUAGAGCUAAGUGUAUCAUUCGUGACUUUAAUAUGAACUACCAGCAAAUGCCUUGGUUCCAAGAUGUAGACAUCCCAUUUAAUGAUGUACGCUUUGAUGAGACAGAAGUAGUAAUCGGUACACAUCCAGACUAUCCUUGCGUAAUGCAACUAUAUGCAGAAAAUACUUGGAGUAGAUUCGAUUCACCAAUUACAUUUGAAAGACAUACGAAAUAUCUUUCAAUGCCUGGCAACGCAUCAGACAUUAUCGUAAAGCGUGUACACAACAAGGUAAUCGCAAACUCAAACAGAUGGUGGUGGCUUGGUCUAUCUUACGAUAAGAACGAGCUAGAACAACAUCGUGGUUCAGAACCUUGGUAUCGUAUACCAGCUUGGGAUACUAUCACAGAUAGCGAGCCACAGGAAUAUCCAUUCCCAGAAGAAGAUGUUUAUGAGAAGAACUCUAUAUCAAGAUUAACUAUUUCUAAUAUCAAGAUUAGAUGUACUGCAAUUCAAGAACGUAUUAAGUGUAAAACUUUCCGUAAUCAGGCAAAUCUCGUAUCGGUCGAAUUCGAGGUAUAUCCUAGGAUGUUUAACUAA